AUGGCAUCCGCUGUUGCUUCUGGUGCCGCCAGGCGUGGCCCAGCUCUCAAGCGAACCGCGACGUCGACCACAGUCACCGACUCCGAGUCCUCUGCCGCAGUUUCUCCCAGCGAUUCUCCUCGUCCCUCUGCCUCCUCCACCUCCUUGUCGUCAAUGUCAUCCAUUGAGUUCGACGCCAAGGCCAAGUACGGCCCUCUGAUCGAUACCAACGGCAACGAGUUUACCCCACCCGACUACACCAUCAAGGACAUCCGCGAUGCCAUCCCCAAGCACUGCUUCGAGCGUUCCGCCAUCACUGGCUGGGCAUACAUCCUCCGCGACAUGGCCUGCCUGGCCACCACAUUCUAUGUGUGGUAUAACUUCGUCACUCCUGAGUACAUCCCCCUCAUGCCCGUUCGAGCCGUCCUCUGGGGCGUCUACACCUUCCUCCAGGGCCUCUUCGGCACCGGUCUCUGGGUCAUUGCCCACGAGUGCGGUCACCAGGCCUUCUCCGAGUCGCGCCUGAUCAACGACACCACCGGCUGGCUCCUCCACUCCGCACUGUUGGUCCCCUACUUCAGCUGGCAAUACUCCCACUCCAAGCACCACAAGGCCACUGGCAACAUGGAGAGAGACAUGGUCUUCGUGCCCAAGACUCGCGAGCAGUACGCCUCUCGCGUUGGCAAGAUGAUCCAUGAGCUGUCGGAACUCACCGCUGAGACUCCCAUCUUCAGCCUCGGCAUGCUCAUUGCCCAGCAGCUCUUCGGCUGGCCCAACUACAUCCUGACCAAUGUCACCGGCCACAACUUCCACGAGCGUCAACGCGAGGGCCGCGGCAAGGGCAAGCACAACGGUCUUGGUGGUGGUGUCAACCACUUUGACCCACGCAGUCCUAUCUUCGAUAACAAGGAGGCCAAGUUUAUUGUCGUCAGCGACAUCGGUAUCGCUCUGACCGUAGGAGCUCUGUACUUCCUCAGCAGCAAAUUUGGAUUGACCAAUAUGCUCGUAUGGUACUUCAUUCCCUAUCUCUGGGUCAACCACUGGCUUGUCGCCAUUACCUUCCUCCAGCACACCGACCCUACCCUUCCUCACUACCACUCCGAGGAGUGGAACUUCGUCCGUGGCGCUGCUGCCACCAUUGAUCGCGAGUUUGGGUUCAUCGGCCGACAGCUUUUCCACGGAAUCAUCGAGACCCACGUCUUGCACCACUACGUCAGCACCAUUCCUUUCUACAAGGCUGAUGAGGCUUCGGAGGCCAUCAAGCCCGUCAUGGGCAAGCACUACCGUGCUGAUGUCGAGGGCGGCUCGUGGGGAUUCAUCCGUGCCAUGUACAGGAGUGCCCGUAUGUGCCAGUGGGUUGAGCCUACCGAGGGCGCUGAGGGGGCGGCCAAGAACAUCCUGUUCUUCCGCAACCGCAAUGGUCUGGGGACCAAGCCUACCAAGCUGGCGGCCCCUCAGUAA
Messenger RNA from Clonostachys rhizophaga, 1440 nucleotides. Lineage: Eukaryota; Fungi; Ascomycota; Sordariomycetes; Hypocreales; Bionectriaceae. The record is from the annotation of a GenBank genome assembly.